AACUCUUAAAACCGGGCUGUUCCGGCCUUCGGGGUGGGGUGGAGUCAAGGUGGAGCCACAGGUUGUGUGGAUGGCAUGAGCAGCUCACCAAGGGCGGUGUGAGAAGUGGGCACCAUGUCUGAGGGAGCGUACCAACGCCUCUGGGACACCUCCCACGUGGCCCUGCAGGAGCUGCUGGACCAAGAGCAGCCCCUGCUCCAGCCCGUGCCGGACCGGGAACGGCAGUCGUUCCAGUACAGGCUCUCGUCGCUCUACCUGCACUACCUGGGGCUGCUGCGCCGGUUCGACACCCUCCAUGACCAGAUGGUGCAGCCGCAGAAGCGGCGGCUGCUGCGGCGCCUGCUGGACAGCGUGGCCGGCCGCGUGCUGGAGCUCAAGGACGACCUGGUGCGCGCGGACCUGAGCGAAUACCACCGCCUGGACCGCGUGCUGCACGACCUGAAGUUCACCACGGCAGACCUGGAGGUUCCAAUCCCCAGAUACUUCCUGCUGGAGCAGUCCAGCAUUCUGAAGGAGCGGGAGCUGAUGCUGGCAGAGAUCCUGUCGAGAAUGGAGCCAGUGACCUCCAGGGAGCGUUUUCCAGAACUGCGCCGGACCGAGGCCAUAAUCCUUCUGCAAAGGGCUGAGCGGGCCAGGCAAGGCAGGCUCCGAGCCAUCUUCAUGCGAGAAAUUCGGAAAGAGGAGGAGUGGGAUCGGAAGAUUCGAGAGGAAGGUUGGCACAAGUUCAGUCAGGACCAAGCUGCUGUCACCAUUCAGAAGGUGUGGAAGGGUUACCUGCAGAGGAAACGCACUCAGCAGGACCGGCGAACUGAGAUGGAGUUCAUCGGCAUGCUCCCUUCGCCUAACAAGGUGGAAAGCUUGGGUAUCAUGUUCCAAGCUGGCCUCAGGGACGAUGUCCGGAGGCUCUGCCAGAUAGAGAAGGAGGAGGAGCUCCAGCUGGCGAUGGUGAAGACUCAUGAUUCUCUCAGAGAGACAGAGGGACCUGACAUAAAGGAGAAACUGAAGGAGCAAAUCCGACAGUGGUUUAUUGAGUGCCGUGCCCUUACUGGUCGAUUCCCUGAUUAUCCAGAUGAGUCUUUAGGUGGAUCCUACCUGAUCUUUGCAGACAAGACUCCAGAACAGCUGAAAGUGGAACUGGAGGCACAGGUCCAGGAGAGCAAAAAAAAGGACCAAGAGAAAAAUAAGGAAAAAGAAAAGGAGAAAAAAGAGAGGAAGAAGAAAGGGAAGGAAACAAAAACCAGGAAGGGGGAAGCAGACCCAAUACUGAAAGUCUCACCAUCCAAAUUUAUACCUGUGAUUAAUGCCGCACACGAGGAGUAUAUAACUGUCUGGAGGAGCCGGCAUGAGAGCGUACACCCCAAUCAGAGUUUUGACCCCGAGAUGCUCCGGGUGGAGAAGAGGAAGGAAGUGGAGCAGGAGAUCCGGAUACAGGUGGAUGAGUUGAUGCGUCAAGAGUUGAAGAACCUGCGCCUGGCUGUGGACAGGGAGGAGGAGAGAGCCUUGAAGGCUCCGAAGAAAAAGACCGGGAAGAAAACUGGGAAGAAGAAGGAAAAAGAUCUGACCCCAAACAGGACCCUGGACUCUCUGUUUGAAGAACUUGUGGUCUCUGGCUUCCUAAGGAAGAGUCAGACUGUGGCCUUGAAAGACUACAUUGGGGACUACCUCUAUCUUGGAUCCAUGCUGAGUUUGGCAAACAAGUUGCCUAUGCCUUCCCUGUUUGACAUACGACAGAACGUGGCCUUGUACGCGGUCCUUCGGCUUGGCUCCCCAGAUAUACACUCCAUGGCUCCCCUCAUCCGUUCCAUCCUCCUGGUGGGCCCCUCUGGCACGGGGAAGAAGAUGUUGGUCAAGGCCGUGUGCACAGAAACCGGUGCCAACCUGUUUGACCUGUCACCUGACAACCUGCAGGGCAAAUAUCCUGGCAAGACCGGGGCGCAGAUGAUAGUGCAUAUGGUCUUUAAGGUGGCUCAACUCUUACAGCCCUCUGUUAUCUGGAUCGGCAAUGCCGAGAAGAACUUCUAUAAGAAGGUCCCAAAAGAAGAGAAGGAGAUGGAACCCAAGCGAAUAAAGAAGGAUCUCGCCAAGGCCCUGCGACUGCUGCACCCGGGAGACCGUGUGAUGCUGAUCGGGACCACCAACCAGCCGCAGCUGGCGGAGAUGCAGGGGCUGUGCCGGACCUACGAACGGAUCCUCCUCGUGCCGCGGCCCGAUUAUGCUUCUCGCUACGUGCUCUGGAGGCAGAUGAUAGAGGCCCACAGAGUCCACGUGACCCAGGGCCUGGACAUCAGUGCCCUGGCCAAAGUAUCUGACGGGUACACACCCGGCCACAUUCACCAAGCCGUCCAAUCAGUGCUGACCGAGCGGCGGGUCCUACAGUUGUCAAAGAGGCCCCUGGUGGCCUCGGAGUUCCUGGGGCAUCUGGCGAAGCUGGAGCCGGUGUACCGGGAAGAGGAGGAGUCCCUGAAGGAUUGGUACUUCAAGACCCCACUGGGCAAGAAGAGGCUAAAACUCAGCAAGGACCAGGAUGCUGAGGAGGCCAAGCUGGCAAAGGAGAAGAAAAGGAAAUGAUGGCUGAGGCCAGGGCGCCCGGGCUUAGCAAGGGGGACUGGGCGGUGCCCGCAGGUGGAGGGCCGGGGGCAGAGACAUAAACGCCCACACGGCUUGGGGAGCAGCUCUCUCUGUCCAUCUCCAUGCUUCCCGCCCCUGCUCUGUGCCCCCUGCCUGUGCCCAGGCUCCCCCUCACGCCGCACCCCUCCUGGUCCUCAGUCCUCGCCCACUCAUAGCCUUCUCUGCUCGUGUCCCAGGUCCUUGUCCUCUGACCCCACCCAGGCCUUCAUCUCCUGUCAUUUCCUGUCCUGGCUCCCCAGCUCUCUUCCUCCUGGGGGGGGGGGUUGUUAAGAGAGAACAAUAGGAAAAGAAAAACAGCCAGGAGAAAGGGGGGUCUCCAGUAAGUCUGGAAAAAGAAAAAACCAAGUGUGGCUGUCGGCAGCCCCUGGUCCUCGCCUCACUCGGUACUAAGUCUCUGUGUGAUCUUACACAGCCCCCUCCGGUCUCUGGGCCUCAGUUUCCUUACGUGUAAAGCGAGGAGAGGUUGGACCAGCCACCCUCCGAGGUCCCCGGUGCUCUAGGGUUUGAUUAUUCUGCAAAAGUGUGUCGGGGGUGGUGAGGACUCUUAGGCAGCAGUGGGGUGGGGCGGAGGAAGGUUCUAGGGAGAAAAGGUGUAGUAGGCGCUGGCUCUGGGGAAAUGUGUGGUCCCCACAUCUUUCUGAAACGCCCCCUGCCCACCUGCCCGAGCUCUUCCUCUGACCCAGAGCCUGUCCCUCAGGGGGCCGGUGGGACCAGAGGAUGGGACCCAGGGCCGCGCGCCCCUGGAUGAAAGUUCAUCUGUGGGUCCCCUUGCUGGGGAGGGAAGAGUUGGGGGCACUGAGGGCUGAGAGCCCCGGUCUCUCAGAGGAAGCAGCAUAGAGAGCGUGUCAGUUUGGCACGCCUGGGUGGCUCGGUCGGUUAAGCGUCCAACUUCGGGUCGGGUCAUGAUCUCGUGGUUCGUGGGUUCAAGCCCCGCAUCGGGCUCUGUGCUGACGGCUCAGAGCGUGGAGCCCGCUUCGGAGUCUGUGUCUCCCUCUCUCUCUCUCUCUGCCCCUCCCCUGCUCAGGCUGUGUCUCUCUGUGUCUCAAAAAUUAAAAAAAUUAAAAAAAAAAAAAAAGAGUGUGUGAAUAGAAGUCAAGGUAUAUUCUGCCGCUCAUGGAGGCCAAUGAGAGCCAGACGAGAUGAGACCCGAGGAGCAAGCCCAGGGCAGGCGGUGGGGCUGCCCGGGGAUGGGUUUCGAGUUCUCUUUCUCCCUGGUUUCCUUCUUAUCUCUCCAAAUGAAAGUAGUCUUGUUAUCCUGAGACCCAUUUCCUCCUUCUCACCCCCCCCCGCCCCCCCCCCCCACUGAGGCCCCUCUAACCUUGGCAGGCAGACAUGGGAGAUCCAGGAGACAUCCAGGGAGAUGGAAGGGUCAGACCUGGGGUGGCCAGAGGGGGGCAGCACCUAGCGUGGACACUGGGAGUUUCUGUUGCUGCCUGUGGACCGAGCCUCUAUCCUCCAGGCGGUAUCCUCCAGGCGGAAGUCUGUCUUCUACUUUUUUUUGAAAAUUUUUUAAUGUUUUUAUUCAUUUUUUUUGAGGCAGAGAGAGACAGCAUGAGCAGGGGAGGGGCAGAGAGACAGGGAGACACAGAAUCCGAAGCAGGUUCUGAGCUGUCAGCACAGAGCCCGACGCGGGGCUCGAACUCACAAACCGCAAGAUCGUGCCCUGAGUCGAAGUCAGACGCUUAACCGACUGAGCCACCCAGGCGCCCCAGGUCUGUCUUCUAGAGAGCCCCUAGAAGGAGUGCCUCGUGGAGUAGGGCGCUCUCUGCCAUGUGUCACUACCGUGGACUCUUUCCUUGGUUUGGGGGGGAAGGGUGUGCGGGGCUAAUUGGUGACAUUUGGGAGGGCAGGAAGAAUUUCCUGGCACCCACAUGCCCUCCCUCUGGGAUCAGAGCCCAGGCC
Molecule: messenger RNA, 4530 nt
Organism: Acinonyx jubatus (cheetah)
Lineage: Eukaryota; Metazoa; Chordata; Mammalia; Carnivora; Felidae
Gene: DRC11L
Product: IQ motif containing with AAA domain 1 like
Exons: 19
Coding region: 115-2568 (817 amino acids)
Molecular function (GO): protein binding; ATP hydrolysis activity; ATP binding
Source: RefSeq, a predicted model, not a curated record